Dissoconium aciculare CBS 342.82 is the source of this 3305-nucleotide messenger RNA. RefSeq lists its product as uncharacterized. Gene Ontology annotation, biological process: negative regulation of TOR signaling; regulation of cell cycle. Gene Ontology annotation, cellular component: TSC1-TSC2 complex. NCBI's taxonomy places the organism in Eukaryota, Fungi, Ascomycota, Dothideomycetes, Mycosphaerellales, Dissoconiaceae. The coding region runs from base 121 to 3276 and encodes 1051 amino acids. The record is from RefSeq and is a predicted model, not a curated record. The transcript is spliced from 2 exons.
CAGAUUUUCAUAUAUAACACAUAACAAGGGAGCCAACAUACUGGUUGGUGCAUCGCUGUGUAUUUUACAAACCCCCCGGAUUUCUUUGCAGUAACAUUCGUGUUGAGCUCAUCAUCCACCAUGAGUGUCAAUGUGAGGUCAAUCAAAGAUGUCACAAAAGCUCUACAGGCGUAUUUCGUGACGCCGAAAGCAUUGCCUUCUCUUCCCAUCGAAUGCCGACGCAUGCUCCAAACUUUCAUCGACGAGAAUCAAGACAAGCUCGACGAGGACAUCACUACCAAAGCGAACCAGGAAUUGAAACGCUUCUGGGAGCGCAAUGUUGCUGACAUUCCGAGAAAGACGGCGGCAUUCGCCGGCGUCCUCCGCGAACUACGAUCGGCCAUCACCAUCGACGAGAACGUUCUGGAGUGGUACGUCUAUGUCAUGAAACCGGUGGUUGGUGAAUCUGGCCAUCGAAAACCUGCCAUCGAGGACGCGCAGGAAUUCCUUUCCAGUGUCAUGAUCUACGAAGAAGACGCGGACAACGCCAAAGAGCGCGCCGAUCUAUCGACGAGAUUGUGGAACGAUCUCACGACCAUCUACCUUCAACGCACGAAAGGGCUCAGCGACGAAGACGCAUUCGUCGCGCCCGAGAACGCUCAAGUCGCACAACAAGUCGAGCUCAUUCUCCUCGCAUACGGUCGCAAAAUGCCCGAACGCUUCUUCAACGCCAUCGCAGAGCUCGUCGUCAACCCCGAAUCUCGAAUUCAAGGUCUAGCGCUUCUCAGCUCAUUCUUGCGUACACAAACACCGCAUCUCUAUCGCGUCCUCGGCACGCCGUUAGUCGAUCACCUCCUGAAAUGCCUGAUGAACGACACUUCCACCACUGUUUUGUCGAUGGCUUUGACGUCGCUCAUAAUGCUUCUGCCUCACAUUCCUGCCUCCUUGGCCUCAAAUCUCCCGCGACUUUUCCUCAUUUACAGCCGCCUUCUCUGCUGGGAGAAGUUCUCUCCGUUGAGUACCGAAUCUCAACGUGAACUGGUCACUGAUGACCGCAUCGCUGACUCUGAUGAGGACGAGCGUGACGACAUUGGUGUGGACCCAAACUGGAGGAAGUUCCGAUCUAAGCCCGGCCUUGUGGAGGCUACCACACCCGAGGUCAUGACCCUCUUCACAUACCUCUACGGUCUGUAUCCGCUAAACUUUAUGAGUUACAUCCGGAAACCACGCAAAUAUCUCAAGAAUGUCGACUUCCCUGGCGCAGAUGAUUUCGAUCUUGAUCAGACCGUGAUCCGCAGCAGAAGUGACCAGUUCCGCCAAGUCCAUAUCUUACAUCCAAAUUUCUACAAUCUGACCAUCGAUGAAGAACUGGCGGAUCCGAAAUGGCCCAAGAUGGAACCUGCUGAUGUCGUUGCCGAUUGUCAUGGAUUCUGUAUGAACUUGCGAUCUCCGCACACGCACAUGACUCCUGGACCCCCGCCGAACGCGAGACUACCCGAUCUGCCUCCCAUCUCGGAUAGGAUUCAAGGUACACUAUCUCCAACAAUGAGCCACACUAGCCUACGCUCUUUCAAUAGCUGGAAAGACACGGCGACUGCCAUCUCCGGCGAUGCUGGAACAGGCGCGCAGAGUGUCCUCUCCGAUAAUGAUGUCUCCGUUGAGCCAUUGCGACUCCGAGCGAAGUCUGACGUUUCGAUCGUCAAAAGCGGACCGACGAUUGAUGAUUUCCCUCCUGUUCCUGCGAUGCGUGCUGAUGGCCCUCCGCCUGCAACAAAUCUCGCGUUCCUGCAGCGGGAGCUCACCCUUCUUCGCAACGAGCUCAACUUCGAGCGCUGGCAUAAGGCUCAAUAUUCACAACAUAUUGGUCAGCUGAUGCGGAAGAACGUGAAAGACGCGACGGUCGAGGCGGAGACCCUCAAUCUCAUCAACGCGAACCGGACACUCAAACAACAACUUGAGCAAGUCCACAACGCCCGUGAGGCGACCCUCAAGGACUCUGCCCUCACGAGGAAGCAGGUCAACAACCUCGAGGCGAACAUGGCGGAGCGAUUGCAAAAGCUGAAGAAAGAACAAGAGGUCUGGACUGCCGAUGCCGACGAGCUCCGGCGACUCCGCGCGGAGAUGAAGCAGUAUCGCGAUCUGCUCUCUGCUGCCGAGGCACGGGAACUCGAUCAAACGCAUCGAGUGGAAAUCAUGAAAAGGGACAUGGAGUCUUGGGAGAAGCUCAACAACGACCUACAAGAGGCUAAGGGCAAGGUCCGAGAACUGCAGUACAAAGAGUUUGACUACGACACCGCGAAGCGAGAAGUCGAGCUGCUCACGAGCGAGAAACAAAACCUGCACAUGCGGUUACAACGACACGAACAAGAGCGGGAUCGUAUGCGAAAGAUUCAUUCCGACAGGAUCGCCGAGCUUGAAGCACAGGCCUUCUCCGCGCAGAACCCUCGUCGCGGCAGUACUUUCCCAGGCUCCGACGCACAAGCCGCCAUCGCCGAAGCAAACAACAAACUGGCCCAGCUCAAGAAAGCCCACUCCCGUCUCCUCGACAAAUACACCGACCUCGAGCUCGAAUACAGUUCCGUCAAGAGCCAGCUCGACGAGCUCCAAGGCAUCGACACCCACUCCAUGUAUCCCAGCGUCAGCCGCCGCAACAGCAUCGCCGUCGACUCCACCAUGAGCGGCGCCCUCCUCGAGAAAUACCCGGGCAAGACCCCCAUCGGCAUCCUCGAAAGCGUCUACGACAUCUCCAGCGACGACAACGCCGGCCCGGACGCCCUCGCCAAAUACACCAGCACCAGCGACCCGACCUCCCGCCGCGCCCCGCACCACCACGGCCCCGGCAGCGGCGGCGGCGCCGCCGUCCCCGGCCCCUCCACCACCAACCUCCUCCCCGCCUCCCCGCCCCGCAGCGAAACCACCGCGACACCCCACCAGGCCCCGACCAAAUCCGGCUCCAUCAACGGCGGCCUCUCCUGGAAACCCUCCCUCACACCCCAGCACCACCAGCAGCGGCACGAGCGCAUCGAUAGCACGACCUCCUCCUCCCGCGACUCCUCCUCCCCCUUCGGCGGCUUCAACCAGACGAAACCUCUCACCGCCGACGAGCGCAGCAUGACGGAUUACGAUCGCAGUACAGAUGGGCGAGGGUUCGGCUUGGCGGCGGUCGGGUCGGCGAACGACCACCGCAGGAGCGCCGCGGUGCCUCCCCCGCCGAAGAUCAAACCGCAGAGCGAGGUGCGGGUCUAUGGCCGAGGUACGUUUGAAAUUGCUCCCCCCCUCUUUGAAUCUUCGCUGUAGAUAUCCCGCUGACCCAUCUCUCCUCUUUU